GUUCAUCAAAGGAUUUUCAGGGCAAUCGAUUUGCAGCCAAUCAGAGACGAGACUUCUGCUGCAUGCACCCAGGCAUGCAUAGAUCAUGCCUGAGGCAGACAGAGACCACGCAGUUAGCACGCAGGAGGUGAAGAGCACAGCACAUCCAGAGGAGAGGAAGCAGUACUUUGAGAGCUGUUAGCUGCAGUACCAGCAAUUGCAACAUUGGCUACCAGGAAUAAACAGCAGCCAGAGAUCCUCAAGUAAGAUUUAUUGCCAUAUUACAAGUUUUACGUGUGGUAUUGCUAUGCAAACAGUGAAAGGAUAUGUAAAUCAUCAAGAGGUGGCUAAAAUCUGUUUUUCUGCUGACCCUGUCCAGAGUAGUACAUUGCUUUGCUUCCAGGUGGUUGCUCCUGUCUGUAUCUCCAAGCUCGGGGCAUACCGGCCAUCAUCUACUCUAGGGAGUUCUCCCCUGACAGCUGGACACUACAUGAUAGCAGAGGACCAGACCAUCGUCAGUGGCAGUGUCCUGAAUGUUGUCGACGCCCUGAUGCUGAUGUUUGCAGCAUAUUACUGCCUCAACAUCAGUUAUCGCUCAGAACUGGGAGCUACCCUGGAGUUCUUGCAGAGGGAAUCGAUAAGAACCGGAAUCGAUACAUUUCAAACGAUACCCAUCUCUACUGACGACACGACCGUCAUCGGCCUGAUUACCGUCGGCGACGAGACUCCGUACAGAGAGGAGGACGAAAACCUGACAUCUUGGUGCCAGGAUAACAACCUCCAUCUCAACGUCAGCAAAACCAAGGAGCUGAUUGUGGAUUACAGGAAGCAGCAGAGAGAGGGACACGCCCCCAUCGCCAUCAAUGGGACUACUGUGUGGAGAGAUCUGAUGCUCCGCAAUGUCCCCGACAUGGCCACCUUACACUGGGGUUAA
This is a messenger RNA of Gymnodraco acuticeps, 913 nucleotides long. RefSeq lists its product as uncharacterized. Bases 287 to 913 code for a protein of 208 amino acids. The transcript has 5 exons. The record is from RefSeq and is a predicted model, not a curated record. Lineage: Eukaryota; Metazoa; Chordata; Actinopteri; Perciformes; Bathydraconidae.